GUGGGAAUGGGAACGGGAACGGGAACAGAGCGGGAAUGGGAACGAGAUGGGAACAGCAACGCGAACGGAUUUGCCCGUUCCUGUAUGCYGAUGGGAAUUGUGUUCUGGCUCCUUGUCAGUGCUGUAGGAGAAGCUGAUGCCCCAAACAGUGAGCCYGGGGAACGAGAGAGUGUGGAUUGCCUCCUGCCUUGCCUCUUCUCCCACUCACCUGCAGUGAKCUCUCACAUGCCACAGGACAAGGGGCAGAGCUGGGGCAGUGUGAGUGAGCCAAAGGACAUUUGACCAGUGGGCUGUGGCACCUGGGGGUGCUCACCCCRCCCUCCAGCAGAGACAACUGGCUUCUGCCAGGUAGAUGCCUUCAGGGGAGUGGACAACUCCAACUGAACUGAUGAAUCUUGCCACCUGAUACAAGGCUUAGCUUCUGAUAUGAAGAAGGAUAUAGAGUCUUUAAUAGCCCAGGAAAAAGCAGAGAUCGUCGCCAAGUAUGAGAAGGGCAGGCAAGAAGGAGCUCAGAUUGACCAGUGGGAAGAUGCUGAUUUCACGCUGUACAAAGUUACAGACCGGUUUGGAUUCCUGCACGAGCAGGAGCUGCCAACCCGCACCGCCUUGGAGGAGAAGCAAAAACAGCAGGAAAUUGAACGGGUGGACAAGUGGCUUAAGAUGCUGAAGAAAUGGGGCAAAUACAGAAACAGUGACAAGAUGUGCCGCCGUGUGUACAAAGGGAUCCCGCUUCAGGUGCGAGGCCAAGUCUGGUCACUUCUGCUGGAUGUUGAGAAGAUGAAGAAAGAGAACGAAGGAAAGUAUGAGCAAAUGAAAGAACAAGCAAAGAGCUUUUCAUCAGAAAUCAAGCAGAUCGAUUUGGACGUUAACCGCACCUUCCGAAACCACAUCAUGUUUCGGGAUCGCUACGGAGUGAAGCAACAGGCACUUUUCCACGUCCUGUCGGCAUACUCGGUUUAUAACACUGAAGUGAGUUACUGCCAAGGGAUGAGCCAGAUUGCAGCCAUCCUCCUGAUGUAUUUGAAYGAAGAGGAUGCAUUUUGGGCGCUGGCGCAGCUGCUCACCAACCAGCGGCACGCCAUGCACGGUUUUUUCAUUCCUGGGUUCCCGAAGCUGCAGAGAUUUCAAGCCCACCACGAGCAGAUUUUGAACAAACUGUUUCCCAAACUGAAGAAGCACAUGGACAAGGAGCAGAUGACUACUGGGAUUUACACGACCAAGUGGUUCCUGCAGUGUUUCAUUGACCGGACCCCGUUCACCUUGACCUUGCGGCUCUGGGAUAUCUACAUCCUGGAAGGAGAGCGGGUGCUGACAGCCAUGGCUUACACCAUCCUCAAACUUCACAAAAAGCGCUUGCUGAAGAUGACACUGGAAGAUUUACGUGAAUUUCUGCAGGAGAAAAUUGCUGCUUCCCUGCAGUAUGAGGACGAUGCUGUCAUUGAGCAGCUGCAGGUGUCAAUGACUGAACUGCGCAAGAUGAAAUUUGACUUGCCCCCACCAGCAAAACCUGAAGAGUUUCCAAGGAAACCCCUGGGCUUGGAGCUCUCCCUCAACCCAGUAGCCUUAAAGGAAAAUGCAGCGGCCAAUGGCCAGAAUGGACGAGUGGGUGAACACACUCCAGAUAGGGAGCCCCAGCCCCACAGAGUUCCUGGUGCACCAGGAGGAAUGACGGUGGUGGAAGCGAGGAUUCCCACCUUCCAGGGCGGUGAAGCAGCUGAAGCAAUGAAYGUGCCUCCUCCAGAUGGGCAGCCACUGGAUGAGGAGGGUCAGRUGGAGGCCAUCAUGGAUGGGCAGCCAUCAUCUCUUCUCAAGGCAAGCGAGACACAGGCUCAGCAACACCUCCUGCCCACAGUCCUGCCUCCAGAGCAGCCUCUUCGUGCUCCUGGCUGUGCCAUGGUGGACCAUGGAGUCUCCCUCCAUGCCCCAGCUGAGCACAGUUCUUUAGACUCCUCUCUCCAAAACAGGCUGGCUCCUCCCGACUUGAGCACCACUGAGCUUUCCACUGUGGACCACGCAGUGUGGCAGCCAAAUGCUGCUGCCCUGCYGCUGGGAGAACAGACAUCUUCCCUUGGCAGAGACGCAGUGCUCGAUGCACCGCUCCAUCCUCUGCCGGCUGGAUCCCGGCGGCUCUCCUGCGAGUCACAGAGCGAUGGCUCCCCUGAGAGCGAGCAUGGGGAGGCGGCAGACAGACACUGCGGGGCAGUGCUGCCGGGUGACACGGGCCUGAAGCGCUCGGCAUCCAAAGCUGCAUCCACAGGAGAGCUCCUCAGCCUGCAGCACAACGGGCUGGGCAGUGCCACCGGCACUAGGCACUGGCCUGAGGCCAUGGGCGCGCUGGCUGUGCGCAGGCAGGCGGGGGGCAGUGUGCCCACCUUGUCCAGCAGAGAGCCGGAGGCAGCAGGGCUGGCCGAGGGCUGCCCCAGCCAGCGGACACCGUCCCCCGUGGUAGAAGGGAACAGCCCCUAUGUCGUUAUCAAAACCACCACUCCCCUCCACCUGGCCCAUGCAACAGAGCAGGACUUCUUGAACAGAAAGCAGGUGGCAUUACCUCUGUCAGAGACUGGACAUCCCCUGCCUUCAGCCUUCUUGCAACCACCACUUAUGGCGGACUCAGAGGAGAUGGAGGUCCAGAAAAGCCUCCAGAAACCAUUAAAUGCACUGAAAGCCCCACGACCCCCACUGAGUCCCAAACCAAAAUUACCRCCACAGGUUGCCAAAUCACACUCAGAGAACAGUUUCCUUUCAGGCUCUCCUUCUCUGGCAAAGCUGCCCAAAUCAGUGACAUUCUAGUGGGGAUGGGGAAGGUGAGGGAGAAGAAGCAGGCUCUGGAGCAGCACCCUUGCCCCAUCUGCAGGAUCCCCUUCUGUCAGCAGGGCUGUCGGGGUGACAGCACAGCACCAUUGCACGUCAAGCUGUGCUUUGGUACGAAUGCCCAGYGAGAAGAUGAAGCAGUGGCCACCAGCACUAGGAGACACCAGCAGAUUGGAUUUGCAUGUUUCUUAUGGACAAAUUGGAAAAUGCUUUCAUUUUUUUGUUCCUCAAAGCUCCCCUAGCCUCAUUGCUUGGGGGAAGAGGCAGGGCUGGUGUGUUGUGUGCUUUCUCCUGCUCCUGCCUGCCAUGGGAAACCACRGCCAUGGAAGCAGGCACAAGGUGUCUGAGUCCGAAAUGCUUUCUUUAAAAUGUCCCCAUUGGUGCAGCCACAGAAUUGCUUUCAAUGACCUUUGUAGCAAUAGAUCUUUAUUUCAUUCCCCAGACCUGCAGUUGUAGGUAGCAGGAUUUCCAGGCAGUGCCAUGGCAUCCUGGCAGGACACAGGCCAGCCCGCUGCCCCCUCUAUGCAAUUCCACAAAGCAGUGCCCAGCUGUAUCUGGCUCCUGCUGCCGAUGGAUAUCCAGGAAGGACAUAUUUAACAGCUGCUGAGUCCCUCUGAUAUCACCUUGGGUGUCACCCUGGUGGGGGACUGCCAGCACAGUGGUUAUUUCCCAGGUUCUCAAGGUGACAAGGACAGUGAUGAAGGCGGAGCCUGGUCUCUUGGGCUGAGUGCCCUUCCUGCUAGCCUUUCCCUCACAGGGCCAGUGCRGCGAGCAGGCUCGCUGCCUUUCUGUUCCCCAAACAGGAAAAGGAGAGCUGCUGGCUCGGGAAACCUGCCUGCACUACCAAGCUGCUGGAGGUGUGAUGGCAUCUAAUCACAGUGCCCCAGAUAAGUCCACUUUUGCUUUGAGUAAGUUAAGUGUCAGGGUGGAAAAGCGCAUAGGAAUUGGGGAAGGGGGAGCACAUUGCCCAGAACCUGGUCUUAGCCCUUCUGGCUGAGCCCACACAGAGUUACCAGUAGGAAGGAAACUUGGGCAUGAUGGGUGGCUCACAUGCCMGUUUGCCCAUCAAGCAACAGGUCCUAGAGGCCUGUCCAUCUCCUCCCCAUCCCAGGGUGCUGCUGCUGCACAGCCCAAGCCAUUGGCUGGAGGUGUGCACAGACCUGGGGAGACACCCCAUGAAAAGAGCUGRUCUAGAAUUCUGGUUCCAGCAUCUACUUCACCCCAGAGGUGAAGGCACUUCAUCACGAAGGCAGAUCAGUGAAAAAAUAGGAAGUAGUCCAGAUACGCUGGAUUUAAUGCUGCUGUCUGGAAASGGUGGUGCAAGUGCCACCUUUGGAGGGACUGCAAAUGGGAUUCCUAUCCCCUCAGCAGAGACCCUGGGCAAAAGCUUCUUAAAGUUCUAAGGAGACUUGGAAAACUAUUUAUCUCACAGGCUUKCUUCUAUUGCAUAACCUGAUCUAAAGCCUACCUGAAAGCCCAGCAGUAAACUUCCACUAAAUUACCUUGUGGGUUCCAGGAGCUGGAUUUGAUGAUCCCUGUGGAUUCCUUCCAGCUCAACAUAUUCUAUGGUUCUGUGAUUUAUCAGGAUUUAUUUUGCCUUGUGUAUGUGUGGUGGUUUAUGUUUGCAGCAGGGAGUGUUGAAGGGAAGACUGGAUGUUUCUUUGGAUGUAGCCAGCCAGACCACAGCACCCUCAGCUUUCAUUGCAGCCCCAGCUCUGUCCCAGACCCCAUCUUCCGCUGAGCCUCCAACCUUGCCCAUCCUCUCCCUCUGCAGAGCAGGGAUAACCCUAUUAGCUACCUCGCAGGGGUGUUGUGAGGAGUUGAGCAUUGCUGUUUGAGGAAAAGUGCUCUUUGAAUGUUCAGUGUUUGUGUUUUGAGACACCAGAGGUCCUUUGUAGGACAAUGGUGCUUGAGUUGUUUUUAAUUUAGAGUAUGUUUUUCCGUAACUGUGCAUAGGUUAAUCUAUUUGUGUGUUACAAUACCUGAGCAGUAUUUCAGGACAGAUAUCCAUUGCCUUUUGCCCAUUGGCUGCUGGAGCUUGCUGGGAAGCAACAGGAAGGACCUGAAGGCUUUUAGUCACAUGUCAGCUUGGCUGCUGUGGCUUGGGGUUCUGUCCUUGAAGCCCACAUAGAAUUCCUUCUAACACAUCUGAGCAUCACUCAUGCAAGAGCUGAGACCUCUUUCCCCUCCUUUUGACCCAUUUCCCCUCAUUUCAGGCACACAGCCUUUGCACAUCAUGUCAGUUGUGCAUUCAGGCUCCUCACUCGCUGUGUGUGUGGGAUGUUUUGCAGUAUUAACAUUUAAAAAGGUGGUUUGCUCUAAUUUUGCAGAGCUGUCAAUGCACAGUACUCAUUGCAUGGGGUUUGGUGUGUGAUGUUCAACAUGAAUUUUGAGGGGCAAGGGUUGGGGGUUGUCCUUCCUUCCAAGCCUAAUAGGAAUGAGCAGCAAGGGCCUCGGUCACCUYCAGGCCUGGGGGAAACCAUCAGCUGGUUUCAGGAACUUUUGGACACAGGCUCCCCUUUCCUACCAGUGUGCUUCUUGCUGGGAAGGUCUCCAAGCUCCUUACUUUGCCACCUAAGAAACUCUUCUCCAACCUGUAGGCUCUGMAAGCUGAUAGGUUUGGGAAGAGGCCCUCUGCCCCAGCUGGCUGGGAGCCAGCACCAUGCAUCGCUUUGGUGUGAUGCUGUCACUUCAGCACAUCAACACGUGA
Molecule: messenger RNA, 5521 nt
Organism: Malurus melanocephalus (red-backed fairy wren)
Lineage: Eukaryota; Metazoa; Chordata; Aves; Passeriformes; Maluridae
Product: USP6 N-terminal-like protein
Exons: 16
Coding region: 427-2790 (787 amino acids)
Source: RefSeq, a predicted model, not a curated record